This is a messenger RNA of Dipodomys ordii (Ord's kangaroo rat), 1202 nucleotides long. RefSeq names its product MORN repeat containing 4 (gene Morn4). The coding region runs from base 333 to 773 and encodes 146 amino acids. The record is from RefSeq and is a predicted model, not a curated record. Lineage: Eukaryota; Metazoa; Chordata; Mammalia; Rodentia; Heteromyidae. The transcript is spliced from 6 exons.
UCCAGAGGGGCUGAUGUUGGUGGAGGUGGUGGAGUGGAAGGCAGCCGUGGGGAGCCGGGCAGAGCCAAGGCCCAGGUCCCUGGAGCCCCGCGUCUGGGCGCGACACUCGUUCGGAAAGGUCGAGCCCAGUAGAGUCAUAUUGACCUCCACCCCAGCAUGCUCUGAUGCCAGGCUGACGAUAAGAGGCUUGUGAGCCUGAAAUCGGAUACUGACCCCAUGGGACAUUGAUAGGACAGAGAGGGCACAGCAGUCACUAACUGUGCAUCACCUCUGUGAAAAUAGGCCCUGGAGAUUUGAAAAGUUUUCACCCUUUUCUUCCAUCAACUGUCAUCAUGACACUGACAAAAGGUUCCUUCACUUACUCCAGUGGGGAGGAAUAUCAUGGAGAGUGGAAGGAAGGCCGCAGACAUGGUUUUGGUCAACUGCUGUUUGCAGAUGGUGGCACCUACCUGGGUCAUUUUGAAAAUGGGCUCUUUAAUGGCUUUGGGGUACUCACCUUCUCAGAUGGCUCAAGGUAUGAGGGAGAGUUUGCCCAGGGAAAGUUCAAUGGCGUUGGAGUCUUCAUUCGACAUGAUAACAUGACCUUUGAGGGGGAAUUUAAAAAUGGCAGAGUAGAUGGUUUUGGCCUGCUGACCUUUCCAGAUGGUUCUCAUGGAAUACCCCGCAAUGAAGGUCUCUUUGAAAACAACAAGUUGCUGCGGCGUGAGAAGUGUUCUGCUGUGGUCCAGCGGGCUCAGAGUGCAUCCAAAUCUGCCAGAAAUCUCACCGCCUGAUGGGGCAGUAGCCAGAGAAGUGUCGGGUAAAGCCAGUACACCCUUGUUCACUCCAGGUGAAUUAGUGAACCAGAUAUGAGAUGAAAUGACUGGAGCUAAAGCUUGUAAGGUGCCUGUCACCUGCCAAUCAGGAAUUCGGUCACAGGAAAGUGCCGAGGACUUUGACCAAGACCCUGAAGCAGUUGUUAGCAAUUCUAUCUUUCCCUGACCAAAUGUGUCAGAGGACAGAGGAGCCAUCUUUAUUAUUUAUUUGUUCCUGUUCCUUGUUCCUAAGGCCUUGGGACCCAGUGCAAAAGUGCUGUGGCUCUCACUCCGUUUGCUGCCAAGUGAUACAGAAUCUUUUCAUUCUGCCUACAUUUGGGGCAGUUAAUCCUAUAGCGCCAACGUAGGGCCAGUAAUUUGUGUUGUUCUAGAGAAAUAAGGAAAAAA